Antrostomus carolinensis (chuck-will's-widow) is the source of this 1236-nucleotide messenger RNA. RefSeq names its product coiled-coil domain containing 92 (gene CCDC92). The record is from RefSeq and is a predicted model, not a curated record. The transcript has 4 exons. Lineage: Eukaryota; Metazoa; Chordata; Aves; Caprimulgiformes; Caprimulgidae. The coding region runs from base 40 to 987 and encodes 315 amino acids. Gene Ontology annotation, cellular component: centriole.
AGAAGAAAAACUCCCCAGUGCUGGUCACUGCAUGUCAGGAUGGCAACCUCAAACCUGGAGAACCAGCUGCAGAGUGCCCAGAAGAAUCUGUUGUUUCUCCAGCGGGAACACGCCAACACGCUGAAGGGCCUGCACGCCGAGAUCCGCCGCCUGCAGCAGCACUGCACAGAUUUAACCUAUGAGCUGACUGUAAAGAGUUCAGACUUGUCAGGAAAUGGUAGUUCAAGAAGUGAUGAACUCAAAAGGAAGUGUGAAGAUCUCGAAGCUCAGCUGAAAGUCAAAGAGGCUGAAAAUAAUGAGUUACUGAAAGAACUUGAACAAAAGAAUGCAAUGAUAAUGGUGCUGGAGAACACUAUCAAAGAAAGAGAAAAGAAGUAUUUGGAAGAGUUGAAAAUGAAAAGCCAUAAGCUCAAUAUGUUGUCAAGUGAACUAGAGCAGAGAGCGAGCACUAUCGCUUAUUUAACUUCUCAACUGCACGCUACUAAGAAGAAGCUGAUGAGUUCAAGUGGGACUUCAGAGGGGACCCCUUCUGGCAGUCCCGUGUUGUCCAGCUAUAAGCCGUCCCCUCCCAAAGAUAAACUGCCGGAGACUCCGCGGCGCAGAAUGAAGAAGAGUCUGUCAACACCACUCAACCCCGAGUUUGAAGAGGCCUACAGAAUAGGGUCGGAUAGCCGGAAGCUGCUGUUGCGAGAGCCUGUGGAUGCCAUGCCCGAUCCCACUCCCUUUCUGUUGGCCAGGGAGACGGCAGAGGUGCACCUGAUUAAGGAGAGGCCGUUAGUUAUUCCACCUAUUGCUUCCGAUCGUGCGUCCGGUGAAUCGCACAGCCCAGCCCGAGAGAAGCCGCACAAGGCGCACAUCGGGGUGGCCCAUCGCAUCCACCACGUCGCACCAUCCCAGCCUCAGCCGGAGGUGGAAACGCUGGCAGUGGAUCAGGUCCAUGGAGGCAAAGUGGUCAGGAAGCACUCGGGGACAGACAGAACUGUUUGAGUCACGUCACUGAAACCCUCUACUCUGUUGCUGUUUAUGCACUGUGAUCCUGUAGGAUAAAUAGCACCUGCAGUAAAGUUUCUUUUCAUGCCCCAUGCAUGCCAAACUUCUCCCAGAUACAUCAUUAAUAGAUUACGCUCCUCUAAGGAAACCUGACCUGACUGUGUUCAUAUGGCGAGGUACAUCACUACUCAAUGCUGUGGCCAAAUCAGGGGUACCUGACCGCUUGCUUCUGAGCGCUGCUCCCUU